This is a messenger RNA of Mercenaria mercenaria, 1436 nucleotides long. Its product is annotated as store-operated calcium entry regulator STIMATE-like. Bases 269 to 1150 code for a protein of 293 amino acids. Gene Ontology annotation, cellular component: membrane. The transcript has 7 exons. The record is from RefSeq and is a predicted model, not a curated record. Lineage: Eukaryota; Metazoa; Mollusca; Bivalvia; Venerida; Veneridae.
UGCACUUCCUGGUUUCCUGUCACGAACGUGCAUCUCUUCAUUGCUUAGCAAAAAAUUGCACAGAAACUUCAAAACAUUUCUAAAAUGACAUUUACCACAUUGUUGUUAAUGUUACAAAUUUCAUAUCAUUUAUAUCAUUUCGCUUAGCUAUUACACAAACCCCAUAUGACAACUUAAAGAAAAUGGCAAAUCACAAAAUGUAUUUUUACUGAGAAAUGAUUUAAUGUGUUGGCUAAAUAUAGCUUAAUAGGAUCUAAUUUCGAUACAAAUGGCGUCUGAUGUGAUGAAGUCGGUGACUCCAAGCUCUGCACUGAACAAGAGUCUGAAUAGUGGAAGUCACCAGACAGAUGGUGCAUUUCAUUGCAACAGUGGCUACUUGAUGAACACUCUAGGACUUUUUCUUCAGUUUCUGUUGGCCAUUUUAGCAUUUACCUCAUUGAUAUUGAAAAGAUACUGUGAACCAAGAUAUGAAAGAAGACCAUGGAAGAUAUGGUUUUAUGACACAUCUAAACAAGCAUUUGGUGCUGCAGUUAUACAUUUUGCUAAUGUCUUUCUUGCCGAUGCUUUUCAAGGAGACCCAUGUACCUGGUAUGUUGUAAGCUUCAUACUGGAUUCUACAAUUGGUUUGUUUGUGAUCUACAUAGGCCUAAAGUUAACACAAGUAUUUGUGAGAAGAAAUAAGAUGGAGACGCUAUACUUUGGAGAAUAUGGUAGUCCACCAAAGUGUAGUUCAUGGGUUGGGCAGUGUGGUCUGUACAUACUGGUGAUGAUUAUAGAAAAAAUGCUCAUGACAGGGCUAAUCCAGUUUGAUUUCUGGGCAGAUGUACGACGUAUAAUCAUGUCUCCAGUGAAGGAUCCUAACGUUGAGUUAGUGAUAGUCAUGUUUAUUGUCCCACUGGUUGUGAAUGCAUUUAUAUUUUGGGUAGUGGACAAUUUUCUGAAGAGGAGAACUAAAGACACAAAGACUAUAUAUGUGAGUGACAGUGACCAUUCUGUGCGAUAUAGCCGAGGCGAGGACACCGCAAGAUUGUAUAAUCGUAUAGACAGGACCGAAGACGGAGACUCAGAUAUCAUACUAACAGAUGAGGACGGGGAGCUUCGCCAGAGGCACAGUAGUGACAACGAUGUUGCAGAACUGCUCAUCACUUGAUAGUGUCUCAAGUGCUACAUUAUUUAUAAAUAUAAUAGAUUUGCCAGCGCUUUGACAAAAUUAGUAUUCACUGCCAUUUUGAGUCCCUCUUUUGUUUUCCUUGAAAAUCCAAAAUGAGGGUUAUAUAGAUUCUGUAUGUAUACAUUUACCUGAUACAUUAUCUGGUAGUUUGCAAGGUUGCACAUAAAGUAGAUUUGAAGACGAUGAAUCCAGAUUUUGUAUGUUCAGUCCUCAAACUUGGGAGGAUUUGAAAGAAGACAGUUUCUCUUAUUAUUUGGGGAAACUC